AUGUUCUUAUAUGCUUGGGCUACAAUCGAAAGACAUAUUCUUAUCUUUCAUAAUGGUUUAAUGUCUACACGAACGAAAGUUAUCUUCGUUCAUUAUCUUCCACCAAUUAUAAUAAUUGUUUAUUGUCUAGUUUAUUAUACGACGAUAUUUUUUGUUGUCGAAUGUGAGAAUAAUUUCGAUAGUACAGUUAUACCAAGUUUCUAUCCUUGUGCUUCUGAAAACAAUGCACUAUAUCUAUAUGAAACAACAGUUAAUGCAGUCACAUUUACUUUUAUUGUUGUUAUUUCCAGUGUUUUUUUCUUAAUACGUGUUUUAUGGCAAAAAUAUCGUAUGCAUCAACAAUUUCAAUGGCGACGAUAUCGAUUCAUGAUAAUUCAUAUAUUAUCCAUCUCUUCGAUCUAUUUGCUAUUUCUAUUUCCUUAUAUGAUUGUAACUAUUCUUAAUCUAUGUGGACUAUCAUCUGCUAUAAUUAACAUAUUUUUAACAUAUAUACCGUUCCUUCCCUAUUACACGUUACUUCUUUUUCCGAUAAUUAUUAUUGGAUCUUUACCAGAAUUAUCAGAAAAAAUCAAGGAAAUUUUACAAUAUCGAAGACAAAGACGUACUGUUGCUCCAGUGGCAUUGAUGACGACACGGGGACAAAAAAUCGCGACAUUGUUUCAUGAAAUACUAUUACACAGCGAUGAAUAUCAUUGUUAG
Molecule: messenger RNA, 699 nt
Organism: Rotaria sp. Silwood2
Lineage: Eukaryota; Metazoa; Rotifera; Eurotatoria; Philodinida; Philodinidae
Source: the annotation of a GenBank genome assembly